This is a messenger RNA of Arachis stenosperma, 1046 nucleotides long. Its product is annotated as vacuolar protein-sorting-associated protein 37 homolog 1-like. Gene Ontology annotation, cellular component: ESCRT I complex. The transcript is spliced from 7 exons. The record is from RefSeq and is a predicted model, not a curated record. The coding region runs from base 179 to 856 and encodes 225 amino acids. Gene Ontology annotation, biological process: protein targeting to vacuole; protein targeting to membrane; ubiquitin-dependent protein catabolic process via the multivesicular body sorting pathway. NCBI's taxonomy places the organism in Eukaryota, Viridiplantae, Streptophyta, Magnoliopsida, Fabales, Fabaceae.
AGUAACGAAUCCUUGACCCAAAAAAUAUUCCUUCCAAGAAAUCAAAAACUCGAACGAACGACGAGUCAUUAAAUUUUUGCUUACCCGUGCCGUUCCGUGUCUCUGUUUUUCAAAAAUUUCGAGGGUUUUCCUUCGCUCAGCUCAGUGAUUCAGCAAUUCGUUAUCGAUCGUCAGCUCGAUGUUCAGAUUCUGGGGAUCACAAGAGCAACAACCUCAGCACGAUGGUUCUUCAUCGCAGUCGUGGUAUCCUCCAUCGGUGAUGAGCACGCCGAGCUCAUCGAGGCCUGCCACACCCUCCGCCGCUUCCUCCACUGGCUACGCUUCUCCGAGGAUACACCCUUCGUCGCAUGUUCGGCCUGCCGAAGCUGCCGGCGUCAUUGCCGCCUUGAAAGACAAGAGUAUCGACGAGUUGAGGAAGAUGUUGUCCGACAAGGAUACUUAUCAACAGUUCCUAAAUUCGCUUGAUAUGGUCAAGACUCAAAAUAAUCUGAAAGAUGAACUUUGCAAAGAGAAUUUGCAGCUAGCGGAGGAAAAUCUAAAAAGGGAACCUCGGAUAAUGGAACUCAGGAAUCAAAGUAGCAUUAUUCGGACAACUGAGUUAGCUGCUGCUAAAGAGAAACUAAGCGAGCUUGAGAAACAGAAAGAAGAAAUGCUGAAGAUGAAUUCCCCAGCAUCCCUUAUCCACAGGAUUCAAGAGUCUAUGAAUAAGACAGAUGAGGAAUCUGAAAAUCUACACCAGAAAAUACUUGACAGAGAGAUUGACCUUGCAGCAUUUUUGCAGCAUUACAAGAAGCUACGUAUCGCUUACCACCGUAAAAGUCUCAUACAUCUUGCUGCCAAGACAUCAAAUAUAUGAGCACAAACAUAUGGAAUAUGAAAAUUAACUCUUGUCAAAAUUGUAUUCUACUUUGUUUUCAUUCUUGUCAAUAUAUCUGGCAAUUGAUCAAUGCUGUUUGGCACCAAUUAUAUUAAAUUUAUAGUCGUUUGGAUAAUGCCAUCCGUUACAGAUGGGGAACAUUAUAACAGCUCGCCCUUUUUUUUCUGCU